Molecule: messenger RNA, 808 nt
Organism: Spodoptera litura
Lineage: Eukaryota; Metazoa; Arthropoda; Insecta; Lepidoptera; Noctuidae
Product: c-Myc-binding protein
Biological process (GO): regulation of DNA-templated transcription
Cellular component (GO): nucleus
Molecular function (GO): transcription coactivator activity
Source: RefSeq, a predicted model, not a curated record
UUAAAGAAAAUAUACUUCUAUCGUAUAUUGUAUGAACGUGAUACAAAUAAUACUAUUAUUAAUAAUAAAAUUUACUCAUCAAGAAAUUGUUUCAUUGAUAUUCUAAAGUUAUAUAUAUUAAGCCAAUAGUUGCGUUUCAACUUAGGCUUUCAUUUUAUAACACAACAGGACCUUUUAAAAACUAAAUGUAGGGCGAGAAAAUGAUUGUCUAAUUGUCAAACUUAAACUUCAACUCGUACGUUUUUUGCAAUUCUCAGGAGUAGCUAUUUUUGUUCAUAAUUCAUAUUCUUCCCAGAUUUGAGUUGUUUAUAAGAAAUAUAGGAGAAUGUCUUCGUAUAAACCCAUUGAUUCUAAAAGAGAAGAAUUCCGAAGAUAUCUUGAGCGCGCCGGUGUUAUGGAUGCUUUAACGAAAGUUCUCGUGAGCUUGUAUGAAGAACCAGAUAAGCCGGAAGAUGCUCUAGAAUAUGUUAGAAAACAUUUGGGCACUGAUGGUGGAGAUGAUGAACUAGAGGCUGCAAGAGCCCGUAUUGCAGAACUGGAAGCUGAAAAUGCUUUGCUUAGGGGUGAAGCAGCGCCAACGGAAGGAUAAAUUUUGCUCAUUAUUAAUUACCUACAUACCUAAUAUACGAUGUUCAAUUAAAGAUCUCCUUAAAAUGAUCUCAUAUAAAAAUAUUCUUGUUAUUUCUAGAGAAAUAUAACUUAGUGUUAUGAUUACUGUGAGAGUAUUAUUUUGUUAUAAGUAUAUCUAAUUUGGCAGCGAAAGAAGUACUAUUAAAUUUUUUGUUCAAUUUAUAAUAUUUUUCUUUUA